GUCACCUCCAUAAAAAACCCCACCCAAAAACAAUCCAUUGCACCCCCAUUGUCACCUUCACUUUCUCCAUUUGUUAAUCUUCAUCACUACAAGUCAAAAUCUUCCAGAAACUCACUCCAUUCUUCACAAUUUUAUAUACACACACUGCAAACAAAUAAAUUUCUUAUGUGAACAAAAAUCACAAACCUCACUUUUUCUCACAAUGGGGUCAAGAAUUAUGCAAUUGCUUUCUCUGUGUUUAUAUGUUUCUCUACAUAGUGUAGUUACAUCAUCUUUCACACCCCCUGAUAAUUAUCUCGUGAAUUGUGGAUCAAACACCAAUGUUAGUGUUGAUAACAGGGUUUUUGUAGCUGAUGGGAUUCAACCAGGCUCUGUGUUUUUGAGUUCUGGGGAGUCUGUUUCAGUCACAAAUCCGAACCCAUCUUCAAUUGCGGCUCCACUUUAUGGUACUGCAAGGAUUUUCAAGACUGCUUCAGCUUACACGUUCAAGAUUAAUAAACUGGGGACCCAUUUGGUAAGAUUGCAUUUUUCACCGUUUGUUACUGAGGAUUAUAAUCUUGGGAAUGCUAAUUUUAGUGUUUCUGCUAAUGGGUUGUUGGUUUUGAGUCAUUUUAGUGCUAAGAAACCUGUUUUUAAGGAGUUUGUUUUGAUGGCGGAUAAGGUUAAUUUUGAGGUCUUGUUUGUGCCCAAUGGGGAGGAGGAUGGUUUGGCUUUUGUGUGUGCAAUUGAAGUCUUUUCGACGCCGGAUGAUUUUAUUCUUGAUAAUGGGGUUAAAUUGAUUGGCCCUAAUGGUGUUCAAGAAUUUAAAGAUCUUAGAUUGCAAACUUUGGAAACUAUUCAUAGGAUUAAUGUUGGGGGGCCUAAGUUAACUCCUUUUAAUGAUACUCUUUGGAGGACUUGGGUUCCUGAUGAGGAAUUUUUGGUUUCCAAAUUAACGGCUAAAUUGGCGAAUACUACACACCCGCCAAACUAUCAGAAAGGCGGUGCUAGUAGAGAAAUUGCACCGGAUAAUGUGUACAUGACUGCACAACAAAUGAAUAGGGAUAAUACGUCGUCGGGGUUCUCGUAUUUCAAUGUAACUUGGGAUUUUCCAGUGGGGGCGGGAUCUGUUAGACAUUUUGUUCGUUUGCACUUUUGUGACAUUGUUAGUAUUGCGCUUAAUCAGCUCUACUUUGAUGUUUACAUAAAUGAGUUUGUUGCAUAUAAAGAUGUUGAUCUGUCUUCGUUGACGUUUCAUUCUCUUGCGUCUCCAUACUACAUUGAUUUUGUUGUUGAUUCGGAGAAUUCAAGGAUUGUUCGUGUUAGUAUUGGUCCUUCGGAUUUAAGUAAUAUUCUUAGAAAGAAUGCUAUAUUGAAUGGGGUGGAGAUCAUGAGGAUUGUUAACUUUGUGGGCAUACGAGCAGAAUCUAAAAAGAUAAAUAAAUGGAUUUUGGUGGGUUCUAUAGUUGGAGGAGUUGCUGUAGUAUGUUUAGCAAUACUUGCAGUUUUGGUUGUCUUGAGAUCCAAGAGGAGAAAAGCAAAGCCAAGACCUGCAGAGAGUAUGGGUUGGACACCUCUUCGUGGUUUUGGAGGAAGUUCACUUAGUAAACAGUCUAUAGUUACCACAUCUACAUCUCCGGGACAAAAUGGGUAUCUUGCGUUAAAGAUUCCUUUUGCUGAACUAGAAUCAGGAACGAAUAAUUUUGACAAGAAUCUGGUUAUUGGAUCUGGUGGCUUUGGGAUGGUUUAUAAAGGAGUUCUUAAGGAUUCAACAAGGGUUGCUGUGAAGCGAGGUGUACGUGGUUCCAGGCAAGGCCUGCCAGAAUUUCAGACUGAGAUAACCAUUUUGUCAAAAAUUCGCCAUCGCCAUCUUGUUUCACUUGUUGGCUAUUGUGAAGAGCAGUCUGAAAUGAUACUUGUUUAUGAAUAUAUGGAGAAGGGGGCGCUGAAAAACCAUUUAUACGGUUCCAAUUUGCCACCUUUGUCUUGGAAGCAAAGGCUUGAAAUAUGCAUUGGUGCUGCUAGAGGUUUACACUAUCUUCACACUGGUUCAGCACAAGGAAUCAUCCAUAGAGACAUCAAAUCAACCAACAUCUUGCUUGAUGAAAACUAUGUUGCUAAAGUUGCUGAUUUUGGUCUUUCAAGAUCUGGCCCAUGUCUUGAUGAGACUCAUGUUAGCACUGGUGUCAAAGGUAGUUUUGGAUAUCUUGAUCCAGAGUACUUUCGCCGACAGCAACUUACGGAUAAGUCCGAUGUUUAUUCUUUUGGGGUUGUACUUUUUGAAGUUCUUUGUGCUCGACCAGCUGUUGAUCCGUUGUUAGACAGGGAACAGGUAAACUUAGCUGAAUGGGCAAUGGAAUGGCAGAAGAAGGGUCUUCUUGCACAGAUUAUCGAUCCAAAUCUUGUGGGUAAUAUUAAUUCAAACUCUUUGAAAAAACUAGGGGAAACAGCAGAGAAAUGUUUGGCAGAAUAUGGUGUUGAUAGACCAACAAUGGGUGAUGUGUUGUGGAAUUUGGAAUAUGCACUUCAGCUCCAGGAUAGCAAAGAACCUUCCCAGGAUACUAAUCAUACAACACCGGAAGUCCUAGAGCACGAAGCUGUUCCUACGGUUUACUCUUGCAGUUCUAGGACGGAUGGUGAUAUUCAAGAUGCUACUACAGAUGUGACAUCAGGCGAAAUUUUUUCUCAGCUGGUAAACAAAGAAGGUAGAUAAUUUAUAAAACCCAUUAAAAGUUAUCCUUAAUCCUUGCUCUAUACUGAGUCUUGGUUCUACAGAUCUUUUGGAAUGUACUGCAUAUAAUUUGUUUACCUAGCAUUAUAUUUGCUUUUAGGUAAAUUUCUUUUUUGCCUUAACAAUUGGUAACUAAUAUUGAAAGAGUAAUCUACUAACUAGUGCCGAGAAAUCUUGGUUAAAAGGCUUGCUACGUAGAUUGUCCUGCUAUAGCACCUUCUAUUUUACCUCCAUGUAUCAGGAAGAUGUUUCUCUACAGAUUUAUACAAUAUCAUAAGUCCUUGCUAUA
Molecule: messenger RNA, 2999 nt
Organism: Daucus carota subsp. sativus
Lineage: Eukaryota; Viridiplantae; Streptophyta; Magnoliopsida; Apiales; Apiaceae
Product: probable receptor-like protein kinase At5g24010
Exons: 1
Coding region: 203-2692 (829 amino acids)
Biological process (GO): protein autophosphorylation
Cellular component (GO): plasmodesma; plasma membrane
Molecular function (GO): ATP binding; transmembrane receptor protein tyrosine kinase activity
Source: RefSeq, a predicted model, not a curated record